CCCCCCCCGGAAGUGACGUUGCCAGAGCAGUAAUGGCGGCUCACAGUUCGCUCCUGGAUGUUUCUCUCGGAAGCACUGUUUGACGCUGUGUGUCCGCACUCUCUCCUCACUGCGCUUUUAUACACACGGUUUGGAAUAAAGUUGUAUGUUUUCGUACCAGUUUAAAAUUUCCGUAGAUUCGUGGAGUUAUUUAUCCGCUUCUCCGGGAGAAUUGUCCAAAGGCUUGCUAGCUUAGCUUUGCUAGGUGGCAGUUAGAAAACAAGUCAAAUUAGCCUAGCAUGCUAAGCCAACUCAGUAGAGCCAGGUUUCCUCAGUUUGCCCUGUGGUAGCGUGUUAGCCACCGAGCUACAGCAGUGUGUGCGCGCGCGGGGUGCAGUGCUUCAGGAAACACACACACACACACAGACACAUCGGUGUGAAGAGUUCAGAUUAACUCAGUUCUUUAGGAAGCUAAUCUCCGCGCUGAAGAAGGGGCGCUGUGGCACUGUGUGAGCGGAUAAUAAACCCAGGAGCAGUGCUAAUUACAGCGCUAGCGGUUAGUCCUAUGGUCCAGCAUGCUGAAGACCCGACAGUGUUUACUCGGACUCCGCACUUUCCUCGGAGUGGCGUCCAGGAUCUGGGGCUUCAUCCUAUACAUCCUCAGGAAACACCUCCGCACGAUAAUUCAGUACCAGACGGUUCGUUAUGACACGUUACCCCUCUCUCCUGCAUCCAGAAACAGACUCAAUGCAGUAAAGAGGAAGAUCUUGGUUCUGGAUCUGGAUGAGACGCUGAUUCACUCUCACCAUGACGGGGUGCUGAGGCCUACAGUCCGACCCGGAACUCCACCGGACUUCAUUCUCAAGGUGGUCAUAGAUAAACACCCGGUGAGGUUUUUUGUCCAUAAAAGGCCACACGUCGACUUUUUCUUAGAAGUGGUGAGUCAGUGGUACGAGUUGGUGGUGUUCACAGCCAGUAUGGAGAUUUACGGCUCUGCUGUAGCAGACAAACUCGACAACAACAGAGGAAUCCUCAAGCGCAGAUACUACAGACAGCACUGUACGCUGGAUCUGGGCAGUUAUAUAAAGGAUCUGUCAGUAGUGCACAAUGAUCUGUCCAGUAUAGUGAUCCUGGAUAACUCACCUGGAGCAUAUCGCAGUCAUCCAGAUAAUGCAAUACCUAUAAAGUCGUGGUUUAGUGACCCGAGUGACACGGCGCUGCUGAACUUGCUGCCCAUGCUGGAUGCACUGAGGUUUACCUCUGAUGUUCGCUCGGUUCUCAGCCGUAAUCUUCAUCAGCAUCGUCUCUGGUGAUGUUUUAACCUCCUCUGUGAAACUCUCCACUGCUGGAACUGUCCGUCUCUGUCAGGUGACCUGUGAUGUCAUCGAACUCCAACAUUCAGAGUGGAGAGAGAGACAGAAGAAAGAGACACACACAUACACACACACAGUCUGAACUGGAGCAGAGAGACAGCCGUCUCACUCUCUCCUCAUUAUCUUUUCUCGUAUGGAUCCUGCCUACAGCUGAGUGGGUCUGUGACGGAUGGAGGGAUUUUUACACUUCUCCUUUAGUUUCCUGACAUUGUUCUCCUUUAUGAAGAGUAAAUUAUUGGAUAAAUUGGACACAGCCAGUCAGUUAUUCCUCCUCCCCUCUUCUUUUUCUCCCCUUUCUCACUAUUUGCCCUUUUCUUCUUCUUUCUCUUUCGCUUUCCCCUCUCCUGAAGCUUGAGCACUUAUCCCUCUUUUCCCAUUCUCUCUCUCUUCCUCUCCUAUUAGUAGGUUGUUUGUUUUUCUUUUUAUAAAGUAUCUGAAACAUUGCGCUACGUCCUGUUCCCAACAGAUGCAGCAGUGCAUUAUGGGUAUUCUGUACCAGCUGAUGUUUGGACACUACAGUGGUGCAUUGUGGGAUAUACUCAGUGCAUGACAGAGCACUAAACCCCCUGUACUCGGUGUGCACUCUGUAGUGAGCAGGGUUGGGAUUAUAGGAGUUUAGUUCUGUAGCAGGAAGUACAGGGACUCAGUAUUCAGGAAGCUGGGUGCAUCUUUAAAGGAAGGCCAAUCUCACAAUCUGUGUUUUUCCCUUCUUCCCCCCGUUUCUCCUCGUCUGGGUGUCAGUAUGGAGUGAUGAGUAUUAAGCUGUGAUGAGACUCUGAGAUGCUCUCACGCAGCAGCAGCAGUGUAUUCACUUCUUAUACACAACUUCUCUUGGCCUGUGUGCGGAACCGGAAUUGGAUCCGGUCCCAGACAUUACACUGAAGAUGUUUAUUUCUUAUUUUAUUUUCACUUCCUCCUCUAAGACACGCAGGCGCAUCACGGAGACGGAGCAGCAGGGACACGGGACACGUUUAUAACUGGAAGUAUUGGGAUUUCGUGUGGAGUCUAAAACACACAACCUGCACUUAUCUUCUGUUUUGUUUUGUUUUUUGUACCAUGGACUGAUAUGAUCGACUUGGUGAGGAAAGUAAACUCCCUGUCAUCCUGCGUAUUGUUUUCUUUCCUCAUGCAUCACCCCCCCCCUCCCCCCCUCCCCCCCUCCCCUCCUCCCCUCUCCUCUCCCCCCUCUCUCUCUCUCUCUCUCUCUCUCUCUCUCUCUCUCUCUCUCUCUCUCGUUCAUGUAUACCAUACUUGACCUGCUCUCUGCCUGUUUGAACAAUAGAAAAGCAUAAGGGGUGUGUGUGUGUGUGAGAGAGAGCGCACACGUCCUCAGGUCUGUGCGUUAUUUCCAAUAAAACUCUUGUCAGCGUG
Messenger RNA from Ictalurus punctatus (channel catfish), 2723 nucleotides. RefSeq names its product CTD nuclear envelope phosphatase 1a (gene ctdnep1a). Gene Ontology annotation, molecular function: protein serine/threonine phosphatase activity. Bases 555 to 1292 code for a protein of 245 amino acids. The transcript is spliced from 8 exons. The record is from RefSeq and is a predicted model, not a curated record. Lineage: Eukaryota; Metazoa; Chordata; Actinopteri; Siluriformes; Ictaluridae.